Molecule: messenger RNA, 3056 nt
Organism: Microbotryum saponariae
Lineage: Eukaryota; Fungi; Basidiomycota; Microbotryomycetes; Microbotryales; Microbotryaceae
Source: the annotation of a GenBank genome assembly
AUGGCGUCUAACCAACACCUGCAGCUACCGUAUCCCCCGCCGCGUGCGAACCAUCUCCGAUUGACGAUCCGCCAUCUCUACACUGACCGAUGGAUCGUGCUCGAGGUGCCCGAGACGAUGAGGAUAGGCGAGGUCAAGCUGCAAGCACUGCAGAGACUCCUCCCCUGUGGGAUCCCGUCCGUUUCCAGAGAAAGUGCCCAGCGUGAGACAUUGCAGGUUGCCGUCGCGACGCAGCGCAAACAGGCGAGCUCAGCGGUCACGUCAGCGUCAACGCAUUCAGCUACAUCGCAUUCACACGCAGCCAAAAAUACUAUCCGUACUCCUACCGUGAGUUCAAGGCUGCAGCUCAUUCCUUCUUUAUCACGCGACCGCCCCUGCGACGAGCUCGGGUCUGACUCGAGACUUUAACCCCGGGCGCUGAGACAGGGGCCACCCGAACACGCCUCCUUUCCGGCCCAGGAGCCGAGCUCACCCUUCGCGCUCGGCGGCGGCUUCUCGGAAGUUUUCCGCACACCGGCUUCCUCGGCCCAAUCAUCCAUGCCAGCAGGAUCACCGAAACAAAGCUUGUUCGACGAAUCCUCAUCCUCGGCCCAUGAAGUGUUCCCGGACUCGACCUCGUCGUUCAGCACGGGCAGCCAGAUAUCGCUCCCCCGUACAGCGGAGGAAGAGGAGUGCAAUCGACCCCAUUCGCCCCCACAGAUGCCAUACGAGACCGAAGCAUUCCAGGGGACUAGUCUCCCUCCUUCGGGACGACGCUCGUCCGUCGCGGUCGCGGCGAUGUUGGCUCGCGGUGAUGGACGAGGCGGCCCGACGGCCAAGCUUUCGGGGGCCGUCAAGGCACUUCCGUCCAAAGUGACGAGAUCGAGGAGUCGUACGGUUCCACAAAAGGAUCAAUCCGACCUGUUUGGGUUUUCGGGCCGAAUGAUCAAGCGGGAAGAAGAGAUAUUUGGGUUUUCGGGUCGAAUGAUCAAGCGGGAAGAGGAGAUGUGGUCCUUUGAGCAACACCGACUCGUCAGCGCGGUCUUGGUGCGUUUGGCCUGCUUCAACUGCUUUUUCCGGGCGCCGGCUCUGAUCCGGGCCCCUUCCUCUCCUUUCUUCCGUAGGGCUGUCACUCGGACGACGCUGCCAUGGUCGGUCGAAAGCUGAAGCAAUAUGACGUGUUGACGGUAUGUUUCGUGCAUGCUACCGAAACGCUCCAAGCAUCUGAUUCUGAUCGGUCUUUCUCAGUUGUUGCCUGGGGGAGUCCAAUUCGACCCACCGCUAAGCCAAUAUCCUCAAGCGUUCCUGUUCAUCGAGAAUGUGCUCGUCUCCAAAAGUCCGGUCGACACGAUCCCAGGACUACGUCUACUCAUGUCCGAGUCGUCGAAAUGGUGAGUCGAACCUUGGUACACAUGCUCGGCUCCGAGGCCGAACUGACACAUUGCGCAACUGGUCGGAGUCGGCCCCCCUACAGGAAAUGGUCAUCACGUUCACUCAUGGUGUGCGAGGGGCAACUGCAGCUGUCUAAGGUAUUUCAUUAAAGUCUUUAAAGAUCUCAGGUACCGCUGUGGUUCUGAAAAAUGCCUCUCUGCCGCUGAUGACAGGGAUCAGUGACUGAAUUCACGGGUUCGCUGCCCGCCCUCGCCGUCAAGUCGCAAGAGAUAGCCCCGCUCGGAUCUCGAAGUACGUUCUUCCCUAUCCUACACCUUUUUCAGCCAUACUUUCUUACUUUAUUUCAUCCCUUUCCUUUACCCAGAAUUCAUCGUCGCCCUUCGGUUCGGUGACGGUCGCUCGUUGAUCCUCUCCCCAACUUCUUAUGCCGAUUACGUCAACCUGAUGCGAGUCACGGGUGAAGAUGGGAACGAGUUCUUGGAGCCGAGCGAUUCGUUGGAGUAUAGGUUCAAUGGUAAGUCUUGUCAAGAAAGAAGCCAACUUUCUCUAAAUUCUGAUGAGUCGGUUGUUUGCAUCCAGCCAUCAACCUCGCUUAUGCAUCCCACCACGGCGGAUUGAACACCAACUCCUCUCCGGCCCGAUCCAUCUCGAUCGGUGGCUCAACUUCGAGCGAAUCGAACCGUUCCCAACGACGUAGUACCAAACCCGAAGCAUUGAACCUCCCUCCUUCCAUCACCCCCCAUUUCUCAACCGACGCAUUUUUUCGCUUCCCAACUUUUGGUCAACCCAGGACCGCCUCGGGAAGUUCACCUAAGGAUCUCAGCGGACCUUGCGAAACGAAUGAUUCGGACCCCAAGGAACGUACGAGAUGUCAAACUCUACCGCUUCCUCGAGGGAAGGAAGAUGAUUUCGAUCGCUUGAGAUCGAUUUUGAGUUCGACGACGAAAUCGCCUUUGACCAGCGGGUUGAUAUCGACGACGCCUAGUCCGCCACUUCGAUCGGAAAGUGAACGCGAAAGGGAAAGGACAUUCAACGAUGCGACGUCAAGUUCGAAAUCAUCAUCCCUCUCCCCGCUUCGCACGGUAGGUGGUGGUGGGGUAGAGUUGGAGCGUUCGUUCAGUACGAGACGACAUCAUCAAUCGAGUUGUUCGAUUGAUUCGGCGGUAGAGAGAUCCGUUAUGACUUCUCACUCUCAUGAGGCCGCGGUGUCGGUGCCUGUGGAUCGACGAACGCCUUUGGCGAAUGAGUGGAUCGCAUUGAAGAAGGAGACGACUCAGGGGAAGGACGCGGUUCGUGGUGGUGAACCCAUUCAACAAGGUUCAACCAUGCUCAAGGCUUCAAAAAGUACCAGCUCAUCCCGAGGAACCGACAGCCAACCUUCCGCUUCUCCCAUCCACGAAAAUCCGGUUUCCUCCUCCUACGAUGACGACGACGACGAUGAUGAUGACCAAGAAGAUGAACAGUUCCUCGCGCAAGCGAUGCGCAAGAAAUCCAUCAUCUUUGACCGUAACGAAGAGAUACGACGCCAACAAAUUUUAUCUUCGAGAUUGGGGAAGAGUCAGACGCUGGUUGCUAGGAGACCGACGACGGCGAGGAGUAAUUUGGGUCCGAUGAUGGGUGGUGUCGGCGGAGGUGUGUUGACGAAGCUCAAUUUCGAGUCGAGACGCCCUUCGUUGCCUCGAUGA